Molecule: messenger RNA, 626 nt
Organism: Paramecium primaurelia
Lineage: Eukaryota; Ciliophora; Oligohymenophorea; Peniculida; Parameciidae
Source: the annotation of a GenBank genome assembly
AUGAAUCAACAAUAACAAUAUUAUCAAUAAGAAUAUUAAGCUAUACAAUAACCUCGCAUUAAAAAAGCUAAAAGCUUUGAUGAAGAUGAUAAUGAAAAUUUAGAAGUAUUUAAUUAUAUUAAAUUAGAUAAUCAAAUAAGGUUAUGGAAUACAUGAGGCUUUAAGAAUUGACAUUUUGGAAUUUUAUAAAAGUAGUAGGACAUAAUAAGAAUAUAAGAAUCCAGCUGAUUUUGUCAAGCAUAGAUUAGAUGGCAAAUAUGGACCUUAUUGGUUUGUAUUUAUGUGGGAACAUAAAAAUGGUUUGAAUGCUUAAUACAGUUACUAUAAUAAUGAUGACAAAGUAUUUGAAUUCAAAGUAAUAACUAUUGAAAUUAUAAGUUAAAUGGUUGGCAUGUCUUAAUCUAUUCAUUUAACUAAACACAACAACCAGCAUAAUUUAAACCAUAACCAAAUGCUUAAACUAUACCUUAAUAUAAUACGUAAAAUUAAUUAUUUAUAAUUUUAGAUAGUUUCCACCACCACUGUAUGAUCAAAAAUUUGAUGACUAUUAAGUGGAUCCCAGAUAUCCUUACUCUUAAAUGCAAUAAGGACCAUCUUAAUUUAGAUAAGGAGGAUGGUAUUACUGA